CACUAGAGACCGGAAGUGAGUGUAUCUCGCGUGGUCGCGGCACGAGGAGUUCGAGGAGGGCGCGAGCGUUAUGGGGAGGCCCAGCAAAACUAAGAACCAAAAGAAGGAGCGGACAGUUGCCCAGCAUCGAUCUCAGGAGGAAUAUGGCUCUGUGCCUCACUCCUUUGUUUUUCAUCGUGGUCGUAUUGGCAAGAAUAUACAGCAGCUCAUCCUGGAUGUUCGGCGAGUGAUGGAACCCUACACUGCUGCCAGCCUCAAGGUACGGAAGAAGAAUUCUUUGAAAGAUUUUGUGACAAUAGCUGGACCUCUGGGUGUAACUCACUUCCUGGUCUUUACAAAAAACCCCACCAGCAUCAACCUUAGACUCCUGCGCCUCCCUGGUGGACCAACCCUGACCUUCAGAGUCACUCAGUAUUCACUCAUCAAAGAUGUUGUGUCAUCUCUGAAGCGGCACCGGAUGCAUGAGCAACAGUUUACCCAUCCUCCUCUCCUAGUGCUCAACAACUUUGGCAUUCAGGGCAUGCACAUCAAGGUCAUGGCCACUAUGUUCCAGAACAUGUUUCCUUCCAUCAAUGUCCACAAGGUCAGUUUAAAUACCAUCAAACGCUGUGUACUGGUCAAUUAUAAUCCAGACACUCAGAUAAUGGAAUUCCGUCACUACAGCCUGAAAGUGGUGCCAGUAGGCAUGAGCAAAGGGCUGAAGAAGCUCCUACAAGAAAAAUUCCCUAACAUGAGCCGCCUGGAGGACAUCAGUGAACUGUUGAUUAGAGACAUCAAUCUCUCUGAGAGCGAAGCUGAGCAAGAUGGCAGUCACAAUAUCACAGAGCUGCCUCAGGCCUGCGCUGGUCGUGGGAACAUGAAGGCCCAGCAGAGUGCAGUCCGACUCACUGAGAUUGGCCCUCGCAUGACGUUGCAGCUCAUCAAGGUGGAAGAAGGACUAAGUCAAGGCAAUGUACUCUAUCAUAGCUUCAUUCACAAGACUGAAGAAGAGAUUCGAGAAGCCCUGGCCAGAAAAGAGGAAAAACUGCAGCUCAAGGCUCGGCGGCGCCAGAAGCAAGAGGCAGACGUGGCCCGCAAAAAAGUGCUAAAGCAGGCUCACCGGAAGAAGAGCCUGGUAGGGAUGAAGAGGAAGACGGAGCAAGUGGCAGGGGGAGACAGCGAUGCUGAGGACCCUGGGAUGCAGGAGCAGCAAAAUGUGGAAGAACCCUCUGACAAUGACGUGGAAUAUUACCGCCAGGAAGUGGGGGAAGAGCCGGAUGAAGAUCUGUUCCUCCAAAGCACAAAGAGGAAACAAAGGUUCGGCCAAUCCACCACACCCAGGAAGAAAUGCAAAUAUGUGCCUUCAGGGGGAGAUCAGAGUCUAGAGCGUGUGGGAGCCAGCGCCACGAUGAAACACAGGAAGGCCUCACAGUCUGGGCAGCAAAGGCAGCCACAGAGAGACUCUCCUCAACAGCACAAGGGAAUGCUGAGACAGCAGCAGAGGAAUACAAAGCAGCACAGGAGGCCACAGAAUAUGAAGCGGAAGCAACCCCAGGCUGCAGGACAGCCCAGAGCCAAAAGUCAGACUGGCUUUAGGUCUCUGGGACCACGAUGGCAGGGUAGAUCUCGCCUGAGGCAGAAGCAGGCCUUCAGAGGAAAAAGCACCUUCCGAAAGCCAGGGCAUUCGAGGAAGCCAAAGUCAGCAUAAUGUCCUGAACCUCUUGCAUGGUCUUUGUGAUGUACUGGUUGUUUGUAAAAUAUAUAUUGACUCCC
Messenger RNA from Candoia aspera, 1752 nucleotides. RefSeq names its product peter pan homolog (gene PPAN). The transcript has 12 exons. Lineage: Eukaryota; Metazoa; Chordata; Lepidosauria; Squamata; Candoiidae. Gene Ontology annotation, biological process: ribosomal large subunit assembly; rRNA processing. Gene Ontology annotation, cellular component: preribosome, large subunit precursor. Gene Ontology annotation, molecular function: rRNA binding. The record is from RefSeq and is a predicted model, not a curated record. The coding region runs from base 71 to 1687 and encodes 538 amino acids.